CAACAGCCAAAGACGACCGACUGUUGUGUUCAUAUACCAAAAUUUAAAAUCGCACAGAGUAAAUUCAAGAACGCGUCCUGUGUUUGUGUUCAUUUGCAAACGGUUAAAUUAUGAGACGGGAGUCAUUUGAGUAUAAACACGGAAAGCACUAAACAAAAGACUGGAGUGGGUUCAGUCUGGCACACUGAACACAAAGACAGUGUCCUCCUACUAGAAGACUGAGAGGGCGGAACUUUUUCAAAGUUUUACUGAAACACAGUUCGCUGCUCUUCUGUGAGCUGCUUCAGUAACUGCAGUCGUCCCAGUUGAAUUAACGGAGCCCAAAAUCGCCCAUGCACCGGAUUCACAGACUUUAUCAUGCUACAUCAUUUAUCUCGGAUUGAUGACCAUUGCAGAUCUCUGGCUUAAUAAAUGCAGAAGCGUUCUUUUGUGUGAUGGGUCCAAACUACCGAUGCAUAAGGCUGAGGCAGAAGUUACUAUUCAAACUAUCACAAUUUAAAUGGACUGUGGAUGUACCAGGAGUGAUCUGUCUUCUCCUCUGUGCAGUUUGACAUGAUGGUACAGCUGGACUGCGGCAUUAAAGUUUUGGGACCAGCAAGUUUCUCUCUCUGCUUUGUGAUAACAGCUGGGCUUCUGUCCAUGUUCGAGAGCAUAACAGCUAGCGGAUAUAAUAAAGACACAGAUAGUUCUCCUAAUGGAUUUCCUAACUACGAAGUUGUUCAUCCUAUCAAAGUAGAUUCAUCGGGACAUUUUUUGUCCAAUCAUGUGUCCCACCGUGUGAGUCGAAUUCAAAGGAGAGAAACAUCAAAAAACAAAGAGAGCCUGGCCAAGGUUUUUUACCAUCUGCAGUAUGGUGGUCAAGACCUGCACUUUAACCUCACCCUAAACCCUCAUCUACUAGCAUCUGGAUUCCUCACAGAGAGGAGAUACGGUGGUCUGCAAGGGUCUACAUUAAAUAGCCAUGGCCACUCUCUCUGCUACUUCCUGGGAGAUGUCUGGAGCAGUACAUUGAAGUGGGGUCAAGCAGCUCUGAGCACUUGCAAUGGCCUGACAGGGCUGUUCAAGCUCUCAGAAGAGGAAUUCUUCAUUAGUCCACUGGAGUCAGCACAAGAAAAGUCAGCCCCACAGGCUCAUGCAGUCUAUAAGCGACAUGCUGUCCAAUCAGAACACCAGCUGCUGCAGCCACUGUUUGGGGAGCACACAGCUAACACGACUUGUGGAGUCAGAGAUCUUUUAGGAGGGGCAAAGCAGGUGGAAAGGCAAAGAGAGCGCUGGGAGAGACGGCAACAUCGCAGACGGAUUAGACAGCGCUCCAUAAGCACUGAGAAGUGGGUAGAGACUCUGGUAGUGGCUGACCCUAAAAUGGUGGAAUACCAUGGGAGCAAAGGAGUUGUGAGCUAUGUGCUCUCUGUCAUGAAUAUUGUGAGUAACAGUCCUAUCUAUAAAUAAUUCAUGCAUGGUGUUUUCCAAGGCAAGCACCACUAUUACUGUUGCUCAUACUUAUUCUAAACCCUUAAAGAGAUCACUGUCCUGUCAUCAUUUACUAACCCUCAUGUCAUUCCAAACCUGUACAGUAUGUGUAUUAAUGUCUGUGUAUUUUUUUUUUUUUAUUCACUGAAAGUCAGUGGGGUUCAGUGCUGUUUUGAACUUCACUGACUUUCAGUUCAUAAACAAAAACAGUAAAACAAAAGCAAAUUUUUUUUUAUCUUCCACAGAAGUCAUUCAGGUUUUGAAUGGCAUUAGGGUGAUUCAGUUUUAAUUACAAUUUUUGGGAGAACUGUCCCCUAAGCUAUCCCCUAAGGGAUAGUUCACCCCAAAAUGAAAAAUCUGUCAUUAAUUACUCACCCUCAUGUUGUUCCAAACCUGUAAGAUGUUCAUCUUUGAAACACAAUUUAAGAUAUUUUUGAUGCAUUCUCAGAGCUGUAGACAGUAAUGUAAUUAACACGAUCAACUUCCAGAAACAUAGCAAGGAGAUCGGUAAAAUAAUCCAUGUGACAUCAGGGGUUCAACCGUAAUUGUACAAAGCAACGAGAAUACUUUUUGUAUGCCAAAAAAAAA
This is a messenger RNA of Cyprinus carpio (common carp), 2058 nucleotides long. RefSeq names its product A disintegrin and metalloproteinase with thrombospondin motifs 7-like. NCBI's taxonomy places the organism in Eukaryota, Metazoa, Chordata, Actinopteri, Cypriniformes, Cyprinidae. Gene Ontology annotation, molecular function: metallopeptidase activity. The record is from RefSeq and is a predicted model, not a curated record. The transcript is spliced from 4 exons. Bases 553 to 1449 code for a protein of 298 amino acids.